Ostrinia furnacalis (Asian corn borer) is the source of this 2996-nucleotide messenger RNA. It is a transcript of the gene Snup, whose product is annotated as snurportin-1. Lineage: Eukaryota; Metazoa; Arthropoda; Insecta; Lepidoptera; Crambidae. The transcript is spliced from 8 exons. The coding region runs from base 101 to 1519 and encodes 472 amino acids. The record is from RefSeq and is a predicted model, not a curated record. Gene Ontology annotation, cellular component: cytoplasm; nucleus. Gene Ontology annotation, biological process: snRNA import into nucleus.
AAUCAACAACAUUUAUUUACUUGUUGAGGUCGAGGGCAGUUUGAAAAUUUAUUUUCUUGUGAUUUUCAAGUAAAUUAAAGGUAGUUUAAAAACAUUCAGAAUGGAUGAAUUAUUGGACAAAAUGGAGUCUGCUAUCAUCAACCCUGAACCGCCAAAGUCAGAAUAUGAAACUCUUUACAAAAACUGGGGCAAGUUGAGCAACCAAGAAGAAAGACGGAAGGAAAUAUUGGAAGUCCAGAAAUGUCAACGGAACGACAAAAUAGACCAAUUCCGAGGAAUAUUGGAACUUGUUCAUGCAGUUGAAGAAAAUAACAUCUUCAAUAAUAAUAAAAGGGUCAAUUAUAGACCUAGUAUUUAUGUGGCGGGUUUCAACAAGGUGAACUUGUCCUACAAGAAUGUACUUAUGAUGUCUGAAUGGAUGAUCGAGAGGCCUCAAGACUUGGAAGAAAACUGGUAUGUGACUCCUUGUCCCAAAGGAGUUCGAAUGCUAGUUGUCGCUCAUCAGGGUAAAACCAAAUGUUUCACCAAGUACGGCCAGUUCAAGUUUGAAAUGAGCUCCUCUCUACCUGGUGGAUACUCCGGACCGACCGCGAAAAAAUCUUGUUGCGUGUUAGAUUGUUUUUAUUAUGAGGGAAACAACACCAUGUAUGUUGUAGAUUUUCUGGCCUGGAACAAUCAACCUAUGACCGAUUGUGAUACGGAAUUUCGUGAUUAUUGGUUGAGGUCACAGUUCAGUGAAAUGCCACAACUAGGAGUUGUCAGCAAAAGGAACGAAAGCAAGUUUGUGUUACUGCCUAAAGUCCCAUGCACCAAAGAGGAGCUGAACAAAUUUAUGAUGAAGGUUCCACAAUUUGAGCAUAACUGCCCUUAUUUAGAUGGUCUGUUGUUCUACCACAAGAAGGCACACUACCAGUCAGGGCAGACACCAUUGGUUGGAUGGCUCUUUCCUUACAUGGUCCAAGAAAUUUUGGGAACUGAUGUCACAGUCCAUGAAGUAUAUCUAGCGAAAAAACCAAAGGAUUACGUUGAUCAAGCUACGUUCAUCAAGAGUUUCGAUGAGGUGAUUUUAAAGAAGACAGCCUGGACUAGACGUCCGAAGAAGACUACCAACAUGGAUACAUCCGAAGUUAAGACUGAGGAUCAACCAGAAGAUGCUACCCAAGAGAAUGGAGCUGGUGACACAACACCUUCAGAAAUGGAAGCAGAAGACGUGCCCAAUACCUCAGAUAAGGAAGCAGAAGCGAUUGAAAUUCCGAAUAUGGAGGCAGAAGAAAUCGAAACCCCACAAAUGGAGGCUGAAGAGAUGCCAGAUACAACGGCAAACGAGGCAGGUGACUGUAAAACGCCAAAAAUGAAAGCAGAAGAGUUGCCUGACUCAACAGUUAGAGACUCCGAUGAUUCCAAGUCACCNAAGUCCCCAGAAAUGGCGGGUAGAGACUCAUCUCUGAAUCUGUCCAAUAAUUGUGCCACUCCAAAGCAAGAAGUGGAAAACGUAAGUGUUACAGCGGAGUCAGAGUAGGUAAUAUGAUUCCAAGAUGUUAAUCGGCGGUAUAAUACGAUUAUGUGAUUUUAGAAUGUGAUGUGUUGCCAAGAGAAAAAAAAUAUGUUUAAUAUUGCCACCGUGGCGUGGGAAUGUGGCAAACAAAAUCGCGGUAGUUCCUUGUUGGACCGCUAGGAGCUGCUUUAUUCAAUUUUUAUAAUAUAAAUAUUACAUGUUGGUUGUACUUUUUCUAUGAAACCUGAUAAACGUCUAUGUAGAAAAUAUGAAUCUAAACUGUAUAAAUUAGUAAUAAUAUUUUAAGAAGGCUCCUGUAUUCUUACACCUGUGACGUAAGAAGUAAGUAUUUGUCGUAAAGAUAAUGUUAUAGUUUUUGUGUCUGCAAUUGGCGUCAAGUUAUCAAAUUCAUUAUUGGUUCAAUCAAUAUUGUUGCGUUUCUUUUCUAUACACUUACUGGGCCUACAGUUUGCUACAUAUGAAUAAAUUAUCUAAAACUAACUACAGAAAAUGAUGGUCGAAUUGUAAUAAUAAUUGUAUUAUUCUACAAUUUCUGGAUUAUACUUCGCUCUAUACUACCGCCCAAUGUUUUGUGUCUAUAUUUUUGUUUACUGUGUCAUACUUUAUACCAUAAGAUGAAGAUUUGGCGCAGUUGCGCAGCGCAGCGCACUUAUCACAUGGUGAUUCUUAAAAUUGUAUGUGUUCAUUAGGUUAAAAAUGUUUUAAGUUUGUAUGAUAAUGUUGAUCCUCAUACCAUUACUUUUCUAGUUGAUAAUUUUCUUUUAUUCAUCAAGGAGGAAGGAACAAAAUUUGUAAUUUUCAAACCUCUAUAUUAUAUCGUAAAAAAUGUAGGUAAUGCUUACGUUUCAUAGUCAUCACUUUGUGUCAAGUCGAAAAGUAUUUUUUGCAGGGCAGGCCCUGUGUGUAUUUGUACACUUCCUCCUUGGUGUCUAACUGAUUCUAUUUUGUAACGUAUUUGAUUUCUUCUAAUUGGUUUUGUUACGAAUAUUAUUUUAAUAUAAGUUGUAUUUUUAUACUGUUUUAUAUACUCACUAUGGUUUUGGCAUUCAUUUUAAUUAAGUUUUACAUAUUGCACAUGCUACCAAUUAAUGUGGGGAGGAUAAAACGGCGGCCAUUUUGAGCAUUUAUGAUAAUAAAAUCUUAAAAUUAAUGAAGAUUUUAAGUGUCGCUUUAUGGCUUCAAAGUUCAUUUGCAUUUAAAUUCAAACGUCCCGAAUAAUUCUGCAUGGCAUGCACAUCAACGUACCACAAAUUGUGAAAAUUCCUGAACUGAUUGUGAACCAUACUAUAAAGAAAGUAAGUUUAAAGUCCAAUGCCACAUAGCACUGUGAAUAUAUUUUAUUUGAAUCUGACCGGGUUGUUAUUACGCCUAAAUAUGUGAGUAAUUACGUUUAUAUCUAGGUUAUGUGUCGUACUAAUGUUUCAAGGAAUUCUAUUGUGAAGGUGCUGAAAUACGAUUACCAUGGCAGUAAAUUGAAGUU